Molecule: messenger RNA, 1872 nt
Organism: Tetrahymena thermophila SB210
Lineage: Eukaryota; Ciliophora; Oligohymenophorea; Hymenostomatida; Tetrahymenidae
Exons: 9
Source: RefSeq, a predicted model, not a curated record
AUGAAGCAAUCUUUCUAUUUAUUUUUUUUUUGUUACUUAUCUAAUCAAUUUACUCUUCUUCUUUAUGGACUGCUUUUAAUUUUUUCUAUUGGCCAAACAAAUUUGAUUACAAAACACUUUCUCACUAAUUAACUAACUCAAUAUUUAUCCUUCAAUAUACUUGAUCACUUCAUCACCUGGACAUAAAUGAGAUAAACAAAUAACUAAAUUACUAUUAUUUAAAGUGAUAAAGUUCAAGACAACAACAGCUCAUCAAAUAGUCCGAUGAGAAAAUACCUAAUGGAUAAAAGAGAGCAAAAAAGAAUUAAAAAAAUUUUUUCAGAGCAUAAAAAGAAUGAAGCACGCUUAUUCUCUGUACCUAAAUUUUCAAAAGAUGAUCCAACUAUUAGAGAUUUAGAAAUAGCUAAAUAUAACCUCUAAAAGUAUUCAAGAGAAUUACCAGCCUUCUAGGGUCUUAAAAAAUAGUUAAUCAGCCAAGAAACUAAUAUAAAAUUGCUACGAGUAAAUAACCAGAAAGGGAAUUUGAGCUAUAGAUAAAGUAAAAUGAAUGAAAGCGUUGAAUACAAUAGAUAAAGUUAAUUAGAGUAAUUUUUGAAAAAUACAAGAAAUUAAUCUUUCAAUAUGUGCUAGAAGGAGUAGCUUCCUAAUGUAAAAUAAACAUUUAAAGACUAAGCUAUAAAAAACUAUGUAUUUGAAUCUGUAACAAAGAGAAAUAAGAUUGAUGAUAUAAUUAAGAAACUUGAACAAUCUAAGUAAGAAAUAUCUAAUAAGCAUCAAGGGCUAGAAUCUCCAUUUCAAAAAAAAAUUUAGAAAUUAAAAGAAGACCGUCUUAAAAGUCAGGAAAGGGAAUUUAAUAUUUAUAAUUCCAUGCCUUUCGAUCCAUGCCAGCGAAAGAUUAAAAGAGAAAGGUACCUAGCCUAUAAAUUUGAUCCAGAAUUACCCUUCCUGACUUUGGGAAAAUUUCACCCAAAAAAUAAAAUUAAUGAUAGAUAUAGCAAUAUUACCAACCAUGAAGUUUUAGAACAAACUAAUGACUUAAAUAUAGAUUAAAACUCCUCGAAUAUGGUUAGAAAUAGCAUAUUUGAUAAUUAAAAUCUUGAAAAAAAUCAAUUGUAAUAAGGUACUUAAAUUUUUAACACUCAAUAAAGCAUAGUAGAGGCUAGUAGGAGAGCUUCUGUGGUUUCCUAGCUUGAUUAAUUUGAUGAUUAAAUUAAUAUUUCUUAAGAUAUUGAGGAUUAAAAAUUUAUUGAUUCUGUUUUCAAUAGUAGAGAAUCCUCUAAUAAAAAGAUGUAAAAAAUUAUAGAAGGCAAUUAAAAGCUAUUAAAAUAGAUUAAGAAAAACAGUAAUUCUAAAGGAUUAUUUGACAGUCUCAAUUACUUUACUAAUGACAGAAGAUAAUAAAAUCAAGAGUUGACUGAAAUGCUGCAGUAAUUAAAUUCUAACAGAGAUAGAACUCUAUAAAAAAAGAGAGAGGUCUAUUAGGAUCUUUUCGUUUAAUCAGCUUAAGUUAGUCCUCAAAAAAAGAAGAAAGUGAGAGAUGAUCUAAAUAAAUUCUUACAGUAAAUAUUAAAAGAUAAUAAAAGGCAGUAAUAAAUAUUUAAAAAUCUCAUUUAAGAAUUGAAUAACUCCCAUAAAAUUAUUCCAGAAGAUAUUUUAGAAGCGUUGGAUGAAAUGGCAACCGUUUUAAAUUAAGGAAGAAUAUUGUUUCAAGAAAACCUAUUGAAGAUUUAAGUACUUCUCGAUAAUUAUGGUGUUGAUAAAAAACCAUUCAAUUUAAUUUAUAAUGCAAUCUAAUAAAUAUCUAGCUUUGAUAAUAGCUAAACUACUAAUAGGUCAUUAGAUUCAACAAUAUAAACAAGUUAUCAAAUAUGA